This is a messenger RNA of Lycium ferocissimum, 892 nucleotides long. RefSeq names its product bZIP transcription factor 11-like. The transcript has a single exon. NCBI's taxonomy places the organism in Eukaryota, Viridiplantae, Streptophyta, Magnoliopsida, Solanales, Solanaceae. Gene Ontology annotation, molecular function: DNA-binding transcription factor activity; transcription cis-regulatory region binding. Gene Ontology annotation, biological process: positive regulation of DNA-templated transcription. The coding region runs from base 6 to 473 and encodes 155 amino acids. The record is from RefSeq and is a predicted model, not a curated record. Gene Ontology annotation, cellular component: nucleus.
UGGUCAUGGCAUCAUCAAGUGGGACGUCAUCAGGGUCAGGUUCAGGGUCAUAUACAAUUCAAAACUCAGGAUCAGAAGAAGAUCUGCAACAAUUGAUGGAUCAGAGGAAGAGGAAGAGGAUGAUAUCGAACCGCGAAUCGGCUCGAAGAUCAAGAAUGAGGAAACAGAAACAUUUGGAUGAUCUUAUGUCUCAAUUGGAUCAUCUCAGGAAAGAAAAUAACCAAAUCUUGACAAGCAUGAAUGUGACCACUCAACAUUAUCUCAAUAUUGAGGCUGAGAAUUCAAUAAUGAGAGCUCAAGUUUCUGAAUUGGGCCACAGGCUUGAGUCCCUGAUGGAAAUCAUCAGUUUCUUGAAUGCUAAUGGAUCAAAUGGUCAAAUAAUUGAGUCUACUAUGGCUGAUGGAUUUAUUCAGAAUGAAUCUUGGAAUUAUAUGUACCAGCCUAUCAUGACUGCAGACGUCAUGCAAUAUUAGUUUCUAUAUCAUGGAAAUGCACCAAACUCACCUUUCUUGAUCAGACUCUUCAAAAAUAUGUACAGGUGCAUGUCAGAUUCUUUAAAAUCUAACACAGGUGCGACAACAUUUUUAGAGAAUCCUACCAAUAUAGGGACUCACUGAUUUAAAAUCUUGGAUUUAAGGGUUGAUAUUGAAUUGAUCUUGUAAAUCAUUUGUAGGCAAGAGGAGGUGAUGAUCUCUAAGGACCGAUCUAAAACAGAGGAUAUUUUAUCAGCAGCAGGAUCUAAGAUUAAGAAUAUUUAGUACUAGUAGUAGUAAUUAGUAGUUCUACUGAUAAAUCCAUAUAUUAUUAGUGUGUUUGUAACUUGUGCAACUUGCAAGUAUUGGUUUUCCAUUUUUAAGAGCUUAUGCAAGUGGAAGUGGGAAGUCUAGUAAUA